Plasmodium knowlesi strain H is the source of this 591-nucleotide messenger RNA. Its product is annotated as conserved Plasmodium protein, unknown function. The record is from RefSeq and is a predicted model, not a curated record. Lineage: Eukaryota; Apicomplexa; Aconoidasida; Haemosporida; Plasmodiidae. The transcript is spliced from 2 exons. The coding region runs from base 1 to 591 and encodes 196 amino acids.
AUGGAAAAAAAAUAUUAUAAUAGCAAAGGAAAUAUUUUAACAUGGCGUGUGAAUAAUCAGGACAAAUGUAAUGGUGGAGAGGCCUCAAGUGUGAAGCCAUCAGUAAAAAAGUACAGUAACAAGGGAAAAAAGUAUGGAUUCCUGUUGAAUAGAAUAUUCAUCAUUUCCGCAUUGGUCUGGACAUGUCAAUUUUUUAAUGAGGAUUCGUUUGAACAAUGCGGCCACAAGGUUAACCCCAGCAAUGGUAGCAGGGACAUAAUUGAUUUAAGGGCCAAGAGAUGUCUGUAUGAAGAUAUUCCGUUCCAAACAUUCAAUGAUAAUUUAACAGAAGACAACGUAACAAAAGAUAAUGUAAUAAAUGAAGACUUAAUGAAUAGUUCUUUAAUGAAUAACGACACAUUGAGUGAAAACCUAAAAAACAGUUUAUGUGAUGCAACCAAUGAGGAUGCUAACAGAGAAAAAGAAAAAAUUAAAUCCAUUUUAUAUUCGUAUAUGGUAAAAAUUGAUACCAUGCAUGAAGAUAAAUUAUUUUAUAAAUUAUUUAGGAAAUGUCGAGAUGAAAAUGAUGAAAAUCCUAUGAGUUUUUUUUAG